Messenger RNA from Chanos chanos (milkfish), 2164 nucleotides. RefSeq names its product integral membrane protein 2Ba (gene itm2ba). Gene Ontology annotation, molecular function: amyloid-beta binding. NCBI's taxonomy places the organism in Eukaryota, Metazoa, Chordata, Actinopteri, Gonorynchiformes, Chanidae. The transcript has 6 exons. Gene Ontology annotation, cellular component: Golgi apparatus; extracellular exosome; plasma membrane. The record is from RefSeq and is a predicted model, not a curated record. Bases 103 to 915 code for a protein of 270 amino acids. Gene Ontology annotation, biological process: negative regulation of amyloid precursor protein biosynthetic process.
CUAAAUGCGUCAUUGCAAGUUGUAACUUGACUCUGUUCAGAGCGAGGCGCUUGUUCUGUUGUGGAAACAACAUUCUUGCUUAGUUGAAGACAGCAGUUCACCAUGGUCAAAUUAACUUUUAACUCCGCUCUGGGACAAAAAGAUUUAAAGAAGGAAGGCAAAGAUGAAGCUUUGAUUCCUGAGGAAGGGGAUGUGGAGGAGGGCGUCCGCGUACGCCAGCAGUCAAAGGCAUGGUGCUGGUGCAUGUGUCUGGGAUUGGCCCUCAUGCUGUCAGGUGUGGUGGUGGGUGGAGCUUACCUCUACAGGUACUACAUUAUGCAGGUUGAUGAUGAUGGUGCUGUUCUUCCUCAGGAGGGCGUGUACUUCUGCGGAGUGGAUUACCGUGAGGAGGAUUUCAUGAUCCAGGAGGAGGAGGAAGGGAUGGUGGAGAACCUGCCGUCUCAGCUCCGCAGGAUUGAAGAGCACUUCCGCAUUCUAGCCGAGGAGGAGGUGGAGCUCAUCAACGUCCCCGUUCCCGAGUUCAGCGACAGCGACCCGGCCGACAUUGUCCACGAUUUCAACAAGAGACUCACUGCCUAUCUGGAUUUGAGCCUGAAGAAAUGCUACGUCAUCCCUCUCAACACCUCCGUCGUCAUGCCUCCCAAAGACCUGCUGGAGCUGCUGGUCAACAUCAAGGCCGGGACAUACCUGCCUCAGUCAUACCUGGUGCAUGAGCAGAUGAUGGUGACUGAGAGAGUGGAGAAUGUGGAGGAGCUGGGCUAUUUUAUCUCCAGUCUGUGCAGAGGCAGGGACACCUACAGACUACAGCGCAGAGAUACCAUCCUGGGCAUCCAGAAGCGCGAAGCCCUCAACUGCCACAAGAUUCGCCACUUCGAGAACACGUAUGUGGUGGAGACCAUGAUCUGUGAGCCUUAGAGCCCAAACACCGGGGCGUGCAAAGCGGCCGGAGGAACCACUUUCGACAAAUUCCACUCGAGUGCAGUGCGAUGUGAAAAAAAACAAAACAAAACAAAACAAAAAACCCUCUCUCUGUUUUCGUUUAGAGCUCUUCCUGUUUCCUGUUUGUGGUGGUAUCUUGUUUUUUUCCCUCUCUCUCUCUCUCUCUCUCUGUACAGCAAAAAGCAGCUGGUAGCCUGAAUGGAGGGGGGCGGGGGGGGGGGGUGAGGGAAGGAGUUAUGAUGAUAAAAGUUCAGGGGUAAAAAAAAAGAAAAAGAAAAUGUUUUCCCUCCCUCUCUCUCUCUCUCUCUCUCUCUUUCUCUCCCGCCUUAGCAAUACUAUAUGUAAGAUAUAAGACCUUCUUGGGUGUGAAUUUGUUGUGUCACUCUGUGUCGAGUGAGUUGUUGUUUCCAUGUUUUAUCUCUCUGUUCAGUGGGGAAGGAUUAUUUUUGUAAGAAAGUUGCAUCUUCUCUCAGAGGUGAGAAAACUGCUGGUUUGAUUAAUUAAACAUACAGAAAAAAAAAACCCUUAAAAAAAAAAAAAAAAAAAUUUGCUAACUUGAAUAGGGGAAGGAGAGGGGGGGAGGGGGAAGUAUGUUUAAGAUUCGAGUAUAGGAAAGGUUACACUGUUGAGUGUUUUUUCUAUUACUGUGAAUGUGUGUCACAGCCCGAUUCAACAUUAUAAAAGAUAGAUUUGAGUAAAAGCAUAUAAACGUAUAGCCUAUAGAAGUAAGGAAAAUUUGCCUUUAAAUAAUAAAUAUUUGCAUAGUGAAUGAUUUUUGUACUAGUAAAAACCUGGAUAUUAAACUUCCCAGUCUAAAAUUCUCUUUCUUUUACUUUUUUACAGUUUUGUCUGCUGUAACUGAUAAAUAUAAUGGUAAAAUAUUUUCCUAGAUAGCAAUGAGCCAAUUAUUAAGAAUUGAAGGCGAAUAAAUAUAAUUUUCUUUCUAUUUGGAAAUAUUAAGAUCUUCAUUCCAACAUCCCAAUUCAAAAAAUUCAAAUUGAAGAAAAAAAAUUUAUAGCUUAUUAAUUCUUCAGCUGUUUAACACCAUUAUAGCAUUCAUUAGCAUUAAAGAGGAAAAAUAAUAUUCUUAGUUUAAAAUGAAUAUUCUUCAUAUAAAAAUUUAUAUCUGAUUUGUGCUGUAGAAGUUGAGCACCAGUUGUAAUGACUUGUGUACAUAACCUCUAUGUUGAGAUUAAUACCACAAUAAAACGUUCAAAACACUGAA